Molecule: messenger RNA, 1129 nt
Organism: Nycticebus coucang (slow loris)
Lineage: Eukaryota; Metazoa; Chordata; Mammalia; Primates; Lorisidae
Gene: TOMM22
Product: translocase of outer mitochondrial membrane 22
Exons: 4
Coding region: 41-469 (142 amino acids)
Biological process (GO): intracellular protein transport
Cellular component (GO): mitochondrial outer membrane
Source: RefSeq, a predicted model, not a curated record
GCUCGCCGGCUCUUUUCCGCUUCCGGUGUCUCCUACAUCCAUGGCUGCUGCCGCUGUUCCCUCGGGCGCUGGGGAGCCCUCGUCCCCGGACGAAUUGCUCCCAAAAGGUGACGUAGAGAAGACUGAAGAAGAGCUGGAAGAGGACGAUGACGACGAGCUAGAUGAGACCCUGUCGGAGAGACUAUGGGGUCUGACGGAGAUGUUCCCGGAGAGGGUUCGUUCCGCAGCCGGAGCCACUUUUGAUCUCUCCCUCUUUGUGGCUCAAAAAAUGUACAGGUUUUCCAGGGCAGCCUUAUGGAUUGGGACCACCUCCUUUAUGAUCCUAGUUCUUCCUGUUGUCUUUGAGACUGAGAAGUUGCAAAUGGAGCAACAGCAACAACUGCAGCAGCGGCAGAUACUUCUAGGGCCUAACACAGGGCUGUCUGGAGGAAUGCCAGGGGCUCUACCUUCACUUCCUGGGAAGAUCUAGAUUGUUACUACUAUAUUGGUGGGAGAAGUUCAAAAUUCAAUAGUAUUUGAACUGCUGAUUAUUUUGAUUAUUUUUUUUUUUUUUUAACUUUGGCACAUUGAUCUAUCUAAACCUGGGGGUAGGGAAAUUCUCCCCACAUUGUCUCAUGGAUAGACUGUCAACUUGCAACUGUACCCUCCACGAUAUCCUGACUUAUAUUUUCUGUCCUCACUCUGAUAGCAGAGUGCAGCCAUGCAGAUGGUUAUUCCAGCUCUGGCCAAGUCAUCCCUUUGACUAAAUAGUUUCUAACCAGAAGACCUCACUAUCCCAUUGUGGGGUUAGGAACUGAUGCCAGUGGGAGGGAUGUAUCCCUGACCAUUAAUGACUUCUUUUUUUGGAAAAGAAUGGUGAUGUCUGGGAGGGACAUGCACACAGUAUCAAACAAGCAAAACGCAUUGCAACUGUCAUGUAAAGCGGCCACUAUGAAUCCCUGUAUGUGUUGGAGAGGAGAAACGCCGGCUGCAGCUUCAGCCACAAGAUGGGGACUGUGGAAGACAGAGCAGGAGCUCUGCACAUUUUGGCUAUUAGACUUAUGUGUGUAAAAAAACAAACAAACGCUUACUUUUUGUAUUUAAACAUUAAAAAUUAUUCCAAUGAAAAGUGUCAUUCACAUGCUUGUGA